Messenger RNA from Diceros bicornis minor, 1751 nucleotides. RefSeq names its product HAUS augmin like complex subunit 8 (gene HAUS8). The coding region runs from base 149 to 1279 and encodes 376 amino acids. The transcript is spliced from 11 exons. Gene Ontology annotation, biological process: spindle assembly; centrosome cycle. The record is from RefSeq and is a predicted model, not a curated record. Gene Ontology annotation, cellular component: cytoplasm; centrosome; nuclear microtubule. NCBI's taxonomy places the organism in Eukaryota, Metazoa, Chordata, Mammalia, Perissodactyla, Rhinocerotidae. Gene Ontology annotation, molecular function: microtubule binding.
CGCGCACGCAGGGGUUGCCCGCUCCGCCCGCACCCACGCUCCCCGUAGCCUGCGGUCACCCCUCUGCAGCGCCGCAAUAUAGCCCGGCCCGGGGAGAGGGGGCGGUGACCGGACUUGAAAGGCCGGCCUUCGAGUUGAAGGCGGGAAAAUGGCGGAUUCCUCGGGGCGCGGUGCCGGGAAGCCUUCCUCAGGGGGUCCCGGUACUCCUAGUGGCACCAGGACAAAAGGAAGAAGAGCACAAGGUGGAAGAGUGGUCGAGUCCCGGUACCUGCAGUAUGAGAAGAAACCCACCAAAAAGGCUUCUGCAGCAGAUGCAUUAAAGACCAGUGGGAAGAUGCCUGAAGGUGGAAGGAAACCCCACCCACUCCAUAAGAGCAAAGAUGGCUGUAGACUUGGCAAAGGUGACCUGCAGUCCACGUUGCUAGAAGGGCACGGCACAGCCCCGCCUGAUCUGGAUCUCUCGGCCAUCAACGACAAAACUAUGAUGAGAAAGACUCCACAGUUAGAAAAAACAGUGUCCAAGAAAACUGAGUCGACGUCAUUUUCUGCCUCGAGGAAAAAGAGCCCCGAUCUGUCUGAAGCGAUGGAGAUGAUGGAAUCCCAAACCUUACUCCUGACUCUCCUGACUGUAAAGCAGAUGGAGAACAGUCUCGCUCUGUUCGAAGAGAAGGCAGAAAGGAAUUUAUUAGUAAUGUGCGAAGAGAAGGAGAAGCUACAGAGAAAGGCCCACGAGCUGAAGCGCAAACGUCUCCUCUGUCAGAGGAAGCGGGAGCUGGAAGGCAUCCUUGACGCUCAGAUGGAGAUGCUCAGCCCCUACCAGGCCGUAGCUGAACGCUUUAAGGAGCAGUACAAGACAUUUGCAACGGCUCUGGACGCCACAAGGCAUGAGCUGUCCGUGCGAUCGGUCCACAUGGACGGAGACGGGCAGCGGUUCUUAGAUGAUUUGCAGCGGGAAUUGACGACCACCCACCAUCUGCUGGGAGAACUUGGCAUCAGCAGUUCAGAAGAAAAUGGGAAAGUGCUUGACCUGCUGAGUGAACUCAAGGAAUUGACACGAAAGAAGGAUCUGGAGCUCCGAAGGAGCUUUGCCCAGGUGCUGGAACUUUCCGCCGAGGUGAGUAAAGAGGCAGCCUUAACCAACCAGGAGGUCUGGGAAGAGGUCCAGGGCCCCACAGCCCCCACCCAGUGGUAUUUCAAUCAAGAAGGCGCCUGCGGGGAGACUCAGGACGAGGGCAGGGGCCCCCUCCUCUACAGCAACGAUGAGCCACGUGCGCAGUGAAUCCACGCACAGCCCGUGCCCCCAACCCAAGUGGGGCCUUCCUGCAAACCGUCGGGAAGAAAGCACGUCCUGUGCCGCUGUUCAGGGCACAUGUGUGCCAGAGUGGCACAUACGUGAUAUUCUGGAAACCUGAGCACUUUAUACACUUAAUUUAGCAAUAUGGCUAUUUUUGUUUGAUAAUCUCAUUUGAUUUUUUUUUUUGUGAAGAAGACUAGCCCUGAGCUAACAUCCGAUGCCAAUCCUCCCCUUUUUUCUUGAGGAAGAGUAGCCCUGAGCUAACAUCGCUGCCCAUCUUCCUCUACUUUAUAUGGGACACCGCCACAGGAUGGCUUACCAAGCGGUGCGUCAGUGCGCACCUGGGAUCCAAACCUGCGAACCCUGGGCUGCCGAAGCGGAGUGCACGCACUUAACUGCUUGCGCCACUGGGCCGGCCCAUCGUUUGAUAUUUAAAAAAUAAAAGUUUUGCAAUUGA